UGUGAUAAAAGCCCGAAACGCCAGCUACAUUUCUUAUUAGAAGUUUGAUACUGUGACGUUCACGUUAGAGCAUCUUUAUAUAGAUGGUAUAUGAUAACAUAAUGACGAGUGUUUAUAGUAUACUGGGUAUAUACUAUUUCGUACUUAUAUCACAAGGCCAAGCUGCCGUAUCGUCCGACCCAUCGGAAGAUGCUAUUAAUCAAUAUGUCCUUUCUAGGAACAAAAGAAGCACCUCCAAUUAUGACCUCGUGUCAUCACACAGUGUCUGCCAGGACAAGUCAGAUGAGGCAACCGAAACAGGUGUGACAGAAGCAGAUAAAACAUUAAUAGUAAAUUUACACAAUCUAUACAGGUCUAACGCCAACCCACCCGCUUCUAAUAUGCUCAAGAUGAGAUGGAAUGAUGAAAUAGCUGUCAUAGCACAGAAAUGGGCUGAACAUUGUGAUAUGACGCAUGAUGGUAAUAAACAGAGAAGUGUACCAGCUCGUUACAGUGUUGGUCAAAAUUUGGCCAUGGGUGCGUCUGGGUUUCAACAAGCUGUAGACCUGUGGCAAGCAGAAAACUCCACUUUUGUUUAUAAUGGUAGUAAUGCGCUUUUGGAAGUUGGUCACUAUACACAAAUAAAUUGGGCAGACACUAAUUUAAUUGGUUGUGGAUAUGCUAAAUGUGGAACAAAGAAUUAUCAUGUCUGUAAUUAUGCAACAGCAGGUAAUGUAAAUGGUAGAUUGGGUACACCGUAUAUAAGUGGAACACCAUGUUCAGCAUGUCCUGGUCGCUGUGUUGACGGUAAACUUUGUGAUUGUGAUGUUACCUGUUGGCAUGGUGCAACAUUAGAUCGUACGACCUGUACAUGUACUUGUUUAAAUGAUAUGUAUUUAGCACCAGCAUGUAAACUUGAUUGUGAGAAACCGGAUCCGUCUUCUGGUGGUUAUAGUUGUAGUGGAUCGUUUGGUCAGAGGGCAUGUCCUAAUAAUCCGACAUACUGUCCUAACAAAUGUAAUUAUUGUCCUGUUGCUGACUAUCGUAAUGUUGAGAAAGAAUUUAUCUCUUGUCUUGGAGGUGGAGGAGAUAUUUUAACUGUUCACUACACAACUCUCCUCUUACUGUUAAGCACAGUAUUCCUAACGGUUUUGAAUUAACUCAGUAAAAGGAGGGGUUAGGGUCUAUUAUAUUGGGUUUGAUUGUCCUCGUUAUACUCUUUAAAACAUAACUUUUUUUUUUAGAUAAUGGAUUUUGAUAAAACUUGGAAUAUACUUUCAUUACCACUCAACUAAAUUUGAACAUCAACACCUUAACUGUCUGAUCCCUUGAAAUAUCAAUGCCAUAUGCACAUAUUUAAUUAACCUCCUUCAAUAUGAUUAGAAAAUAAGAAUGUACAUUGCAUUUACUGUGAUCUAUACUUCCUGGGACCACAAGAGUAAUUGCUUGUAAUAUUUAAGCAUAUAUGACACCUUGUUGAAAUAAAUUUAUCAUUUAAUAAUUAUUUAGCACAAUGCAAUAAUAAUCAAACGCACAAUUUUGUGAUUUAUUAAUUAAUCAAAAAUAUUUAAUUACUAUGGGUUUUUUCUUAAUAUUGUUAUGUGUGCAUGCAUUUGUUAAUAUAAUUUAUACAUUAUAAAUAUGUACUCUUAAAGAUGUAUUAUGCAAGAGCUAAAUCUGACUAUUGCAGAUCUUUUUUUCUGGCUUCAAAUGUUGUAUAAAGUACUAUUUUAUUGACAUAGAGGGCCUCUCUAGACCAAUGGAUGGCUCCUAUUUUAAGUAGAUUAUUCAAGUGUUUAAUGAAAAAAUAGAUAAUCAAGACUAAAUCUAGAUUGUCAAGUACCAUGGCAAUCUACAAUACAUUAAGUCAAAACUUCAAACACUCAUAACUUCGCACAGAAUAUAAUAAUUUGACUGAAAAUAUAUGUUUUGUAUUCAUUUUUCAUUGUCUAUUUUUGAACUAUUAUAACAAGAUCAACGAGCUCUUUAUCUAAUUCUUACAUAAUGCAUCUUUAAUACUUUGCACUUAUUUCUACCCCACUAAAAUUAUAUGGGGUAAUUUAUGAAUUUUUAUAAUAUAUUCCAGAGGGCUUUGUUACAUAAUGCAGCUUUUUUUCUUUACCUUUGCACAUAAAACAUAAGCAAUAAUCUCUAAUACCAAAUAUUUAUUUAUUAUUUUGUACAAAGGUACAUUAUUUUUUUAAAUUACAAAAUGAUGAUUUACAUAAAUUUAAUGAUAUUCUUGUGUUUAUAUGUACAUUUAACAUUUAUUUAGUGACAGAACAAUGAAAUAAAGAAAUGUAUAGCUAAA
Molecule: messenger RNA, 2290 nt
Organism: Patella vulgata (common limpet)
Lineage: Eukaryota; Metazoa; Mollusca; Gastropoda; Patellidae
Product: cysteine-rich venom protein latisemin
Exons: 11
Coding region: 84-1139 (351 amino acids)
Source: RefSeq, a predicted model, not a curated record